UCUUCUUCCUUCAAGUCCGUCGUUUCAGCUCAGACGUUGUUCAACUGCUGUCAUUCCCUGAUUUGGGUCUGCUUCCUUUUCCAAUUUCCUCAACUGGGUCUGCUUCAUUACCCACCCAAAUCAUCAUGGCUUCCAUAAAGUCUCUACCUUUUAUGAUAGAGAUCAAGGCUGAGAGCUCUGUGCUGCUCCACAGCGAGAACAGUCGCCGGCUCCGGUUCCCUUUCUUCACUCACCGGCGGAGAAGGGCCGGUGAGGUGAGUCUGAUCAGUGGCUCAGCAAGUGGGUAUUCACAGGCUGUGGGGCAGUGUAGUGGGAAUAUUAGUUCUUGCACAAAAGGACAGCUUUGGAGAGUAAAGCCUGUUAGAGCAAUUGGAAGGGUCUCUAUGGACAAUGAGGAGGACAAUGGUGAUUCAGAAAAUGCGCUUCAGGCCACCAUUGAGAAGAGCAAGAAGGUUCUUGCUAUGCAAAGAGACCUACUUCAACAGAUUGCUGAAAGAAGGAAAUUGGUAUCUUCUAUAACAAGUGUAGAUGAUGAAGAAGAUCGUUCAUUUGAACAAGAAGACUCUUUUGCGGUUGUAGAAAGUUCUUCAAGUGAUGAUAAUGACAGUAUUGAAGAACAAAAUUCCAGCUUUUCUUCAAGCAGCCAUGUUCAUUCAAAUGCAGAAGAGGAAGUAGAAACGGUGUCUUCUGCUGUUAGUAGAGGCUUUAGUGAUAUCGAGAAGGAGCUUCACGAAACAGUGCCUCUUAAUAAGGCUUCCUAUGAGGUAGAGUCCGAAAAGCAUGUAAAUAAUACCAGUGCCAAGUCAGAGUGGUCCGAUUCUCUACCAUCUUUUAUUUCAACCGUUGCGACGUCGUCUCUGCAAGAUGUAGAAGAGCAUCUAGAUCCAAAAGAACCAAAUUUACAGGAGGUCAACGCUGGGGCAGCUGAUCCUGCAAUUGAAGAUGUAAAGCCCCCUCCUUUGGCUGGGCCUAAUGUCAUGAAUAUCAUAUUGGUGGCAGCAGAAUGUGCUCCAUGGUCAAAAACAGGUGGGCUUGGAGAUGUUGCUGGAGCUUUACCAAAGGCUUUGGCUCGGCGUGGCCACAGGGUUAUGGUUGUGACACCUCGGUAUGGAAUUUAUGCUGAACCUCAAGAUUUAGGAGUCCGAAAAGGAUAUAAAGUAGAUGGCCAGCACAUGGAAGUAGCAUUUUUUCACUCCUAUAUUGAUGGUGUAGAUUUUGUUUUCAUUGACUCUCCUAUGUUCCGCCACAUGGAGAAUAAUAUAUACGGAGGAAAGCGUGAGGAUAUCUUGAAGCGGAUGGUGUUAUUUUGCAAGGCUGCUGUUGAGGCCCCUUGGAAUGUUCCCUGUGGUGGUGUUUGCUAUGGUGAUGGAAACUUGGCUUUCAUUGCAAAUGACUGGCAUACUGCACUGUUGCCAGUGUAUCUGAAGGCAUAUUAUCGAGACAAUGGCUUGAUGAUGUAUACAAGGUCCAUCCUUGUAAUCCAUAACAUAGCUCACCAGGGUCGUGCACCAGUAAGUGAUUUCUCCUUCGUUGAUCUUCCGCAACACUACUUGGACCUUUUCAGAAUGUAUGAUCCUAUUGGAGGGGAGCAUUUCAAUAUCUUUGCAGCUGGUUUGAAGACAGCCGACCGUGUGGUUACUGUAAGUCAUGGAUAUGCCUGGGAAGUUAAAACAGUUGAAGGUGGUUGGGGAUUGCAUGGAAUCAUAAAUGAAAAUGACUGGAAACUCCGGGGCAUCGUUAACGGAAUUGAUAGUAAAGAUUGGAAUCCACAGUAUGAUGUUUUCUUGAGAUCAGAUGGUUAUACAAACUACUCCCUUGAGAUGCUUCAGACUGGUAAACCUCAGUGUAAGGCAGCCUUGCAGAAGGAGCUGGGUUUGCCGAUCCGUGAAGAUGUCCCUUUAAUUGGUUUCAUUGGAAGAUUAGAUCACCAGAAAGGUGUCGAUCUCAUAGCAGAGGCGAUUCCAUGGAUGAUUGAGCAAGAUGUGCAACUAGUCAUGUUAGGCACUGGAAGGCCUGACCUGGAACAGAUGCUGCAAGAAUUUGAACAUCAACACCGAGACAAGGUCAGGGGAAGGGUUGGUUUUUCUGUACAAACAGCUCAUAGGAUUACGGCUGGUGCAGACAUUUUACUUAUGCCAUCAAGAUUUGAGCCUUGUGGACUAAACCAACUAUAUGCGAUGAACUAUGGGACAGUCCCAGUCGUUCAUGCUGUUGGUGGACUGAGAGAUACAGUACAUCCUUUCAAUCCGUAUGAGGAGUCAGGACUAGGGUGGACAUUUGACAGUGCUGAUACAAGUAAGCUCAUCCAUGCAUUAGGAAAUUGCCUAUAUACUUAUCGGGACUACAAGCAGAGUUGGGAAGGAAUCCAGAGACGAGGAAUGAUGCAAGACCUAAGUUGGGACAAUGCUGCUCAGAAUUAUGAGGAAGUUCUGGUGGCUGCAAAGUACCAAUGGUGAGAGCUGUAACUGCUUCAUGGCUACAAUGAGUCUUUGCGAGCCUCAUCAAGGUUUAUUACAUAUGUCAAGUUUUGUUAAGAAAGUCACUACGGUAGUAUUUAAUUACUAUGCAAAUAUUGUUAGCAGAUUCUUUUUCUUUCCUUUGUUUUAUAUAUGAUUCAAAAUGUCACAUUUUAUAAUGUGAGUGGAGAAUGCAGUACUCUUUAUUUUCAUGGGAA
Argentina anserina (silverweed cinquefoil) is the source of this 2674-nucleotide messenger RNA. Its product is annotated as granule-bound starch synthase 2, chloroplastic/amyloplastic. Lineage: Eukaryota; Viridiplantae; Streptophyta; Magnoliopsida; Rosales; Rosaceae. The coding region runs from base 126 to 2456 and encodes 776 amino acids. The record is from RefSeq and is a predicted model, not a curated record. The transcript is spliced from 8 exons. Gene Ontology annotation, molecular function: alpha-1,4-glucan glucosyltransferase (UDP-glucose donor) activity.